Diorhabda carinulata is the source of this 9006-nucleotide messenger RNA. It is a transcript of the gene sv, whose product is annotated as paired box protein Pax-5. Gene Ontology annotation, molecular function: RNA polymerase II cis-regulatory region sequence-specific DNA binding; DNA-binding transcription factor activity, RNA polymerase II-specific. Bases 459 to 2171 code for a protein of 570 amino acids. Gene Ontology annotation, biological process: regulation of transcription by RNA polymerase II; anatomical structure development. Lineage: Eukaryota; Metazoa; Arthropoda; Insecta; Coleoptera; Chrysomelidae. The transcript is spliced from 12 exons. The record is from RefSeq and is a predicted model, not a curated record.
ACAGUCCGCACUGAGAAGUCAGUGAAUAGCAUCCUGCUUUUAAGUUUACAGCGCGUGAUUUUUUCGAGACGUUUUUGACAGGAGCUUUCACUGAAAAAGUUUGCCGUCUCACCCACUAUCAGGGUCUCCUUUAGGGUUACUUGCCUAUCCGAUCAUUGACGUUUUUUUUAAUGUGGUUAUCCUUGUGUUUUGGUUUCUUUGUGAUUUAUUGACCACAACACAAUAAGUGUAAUAGCGAUGAACUUGUGACGAAUAAUAAGUGUUAAUAAACCAAACAGUGACGAUCGUUUUUCUUUUUGAAAACUGUUAAUGAAAUGAAUUAGUUUUUGUUUAUUAACAACUUUUUGUGACUAUUGUGGAAAUAACAUAUUUUUAGUGUUGUGGUUUUAAAUACUUAAGUGGAGUAGUUCUUGUUUUUUCGUGAAAAAGUCAGGUGUUGCCCAAUCAUUGAGGGUAGCAUGAUAACGAUGGAGUGUCAGCCAGGCGGUCAUGGGGGACCACUGGGACACUCCAUGAUGUUAGAUCCCUCAGGAGGUGGAAUGCAUCAGCAGGACAACGAACACAAGAAGAAACUUUUUUCAGGGGACGGAGGUUCCCACGUUGGAUCUUCUUCUAGUGACGGUCAUGGGGGCGUUAACCAGCUGGGUGGAGUCUUCGUUAACGGUAGGCCUUUACCGGACGUAGUAAGGCAAAGGAUAGUUGAAUUAGCUCACAAUGGAGUGCGACCCUGUGAUAUUUCCAGACAGUUGAGGGUGUCACAUGGUUGUGUAUCCAAAAUUUUGUCAAGGUAUUAUGAAACGGGUAGUUUUAAGGCCGGUGUAAUCGGCGGUUCAAAACCAAAAGUUGCAACUCCUCCAGUGGUAGAUGCUAUAGCAAAUUACAAAAGGGAAAACCCUACUAUGUUUGCCUGGGAAAUUCGUGAUAGGCUCCUUGCAGAAGGAAUUUGUUCCCAAGACAAUGUACCUAGUGUAUCUUCAAUUAAUAGGAUUGUAAGGAACAAAGCUGCUGAGAAAGCAAAACAUGCGCACCAAAUAGCAACAAGUAACGCUGCCUCAUCAGUUAGUGGAGGACCUGUAUCUGUGAUCGCGCACGCGCCAGCAACCCAACUGAAUGAACCCAGAUCGGGUGCUUAUAGUAUAAAUGGUAUUUUAGGUUUACAACAUGAUCCAAAUGGUAAUAGUAUAAAACGGAAAAGGAUAGACGAUCAUGAUGAAAACAAGGACUUAAAUGGACACCCGGAAGAUGACUUCAAGAGGCAGAGAUCACAGUAUAAUGGCGACCAACUUUAUUCAAAUCUGUGGACACCGGGAAAAUGGAACAUAAAAGACGAGCACAAAUUACUGUCUGAAUUAGGAGGAGCGGGCACCACUACAGGACAGACAGGAUACUACGAUACCCAUGGAGGUUUUGGCGGUGUUAAUAACGUAAGUUCUGCGUCAGAUAUCUACGAGACCAUAAACACAAUGAGCCAAGCGUCGUCGCAGAAUCUGUAUACGCCUCCUUUGGCUGGUUCAUUAGGUUCCAAUUCAUUAACACCUCUGGCUCCAAUAACAAUGCACGAAAUGAAAAUAGAAACCUCGAGGAUACUGGAUCCAUCAAUGUCUCCUUAUCAUUCCGCUGAAACUAGUUCUCCAUACAGUGGCGUUGUCGGUCUGGGUGCUGCUGUGGAUGGUUCAUCACCUGGAUUACCGCUCGCGUUACCCGCAGAACCAGGAAGUCAACCCGCGUCUCAUACAGGAUCACCUGAUCCAGCGGCUUUAACAGUGCUCCAGCCUUCCAAUGGAGCAUCUCAACAUUAUACGACGAUGUUGCCCAAUUUUGGUUACUCGACCACAGGGACUACGAUGGUACCAGGAACUGAUUACGCUUACAGCACAGCCUACAGCCAGUAUGGCGCGGCAUACGGCACUUACGGAUAUGGUAGUGCGUCUAGCGGGUUACUCAAUAGCGCGUACUAUUAUAACAACGAUAUUACCCCCAACGGAAUCAACAAUAAUGAACCAACACAGCUCGGUUUCAUAAACUCAAAUACAAAUACAGACCAAAGCAGUCGGAGUCCUCUAGCGGCGACUAGAGCUAAUUCUUUGGCUUCAGCAAACUCUCCUACUGAAAGUGGAAGCGCCUGUUUGAAAACAGAGAACAUUUUUAACCACAAUGUAAACUUAGCUUAGGUUAUUCGCCGCUAGCUGUUACUAGAAUGUAGAAUGGGAUGUCUAUUUUAUUUCGGUUGGAUUGAAUAUAAAAAUACAAGGGUUUUAAUUUUAUGAGAUUCAUGACUGUCGAGUGCGAAAAAGUAUAUGUACAUAUUUUAAAUGAAUAGUACAGUAUCAUUUAAGGAUUGCUUUUACCUAAGUGUAAUUUCAAAUAAUCCUACUGUCACAUAAAAAUGGUCAUUGAUUUCAUGUAUUAAAAAUAGAUUCAACACAUGAUAAAUUAUCGAAUCUAUACUUAUGAUAAUAAUACCAAUAGAAUGUUUCCAAGUCUAAAAUCGACAAAAUCCGUAUGAACAAAGUACGAUAUGGUCAUAAACUUGCUUAUUAGUUUGAGAAUUGACCAUAGUAAAUUUUAAUGAUAAAAACCAACUUAAAUCUAAAAAAUUUAGCAGUUUGUGGUAUUUUUCCAACUUUUAUUUUACUACUGUUUCCAAUUUGUAUGCUUGACCUUUGUAUGACCUUUCGAUACUGAUGCUCUUCUGAAACAACAUCUAAUCAAAAAUAAAAUGACGUCCUAUAAUCAGAAAAGAAAGAAUGAGUAUAAAUGUGGAAUCUGUACGGAAGAAUAAUGAACGCGUGUAGAUAAGAUAUUUGUAGUAUUUGUUUUUGUAAAAUUACUUGUGUUUAGAUAAAUUGAAAUCAUGAAAAUACUUAUUGUAAAAUAUACAUUGGUCUCAGAAUACUACGAAGAAUCUAUGUUAUUUAUUUACACUAUAAUUUUUAAUGUGUUUUUAUUGUCUAUAGUAUAUUUUAUUUUAUCAUAUUUUAGCGACUAAGAUACACCAAAGAUAUGUUUUAUUAUAUUUUAUUUGUAAUCGCACGUUAUCAUAUCAAUUAGACUAAGAAGAAAUAAAUUUCAGAUUAAGCAAAAUAUUGAAUUGAAUAACUUAUUUACACUUCUUUUCAACAGUUGCUAUUUAAACUUUGAGCUAUACAGGGUGUUUCGUAAGUAAUAUAAAAUAUUGUACUAGGCGCAACGUCACUUCAAUUUAGGACGAGAAUUUACUAUAAAUAUAUGAGAUAAGUUUUGUCAUUAAUGCGAUAAAGGGUGCUGAAUUGUUUGUAAUAAAUGAGCUCUGACUGUAAGCUAUCAUGCUAAAUCGAAGAAUAUUAUUAGAUGACCUAGUCAUGUGAGAAUUUCACAAAUGACUAACCAGAUUAUUCAAAUUAUUGACCCGCAUUCAGAAACGAAUAUCCGAAAAAUUGCUGAUGAAGCUAAUGUUGGUAACAUAAUUAUUUGGAAUAUUCGAAGAGAUAAUUCAUUGCAUCCAUAUCGCGUUCAACUCAAUUGCUACCUACUAUCUAUCCGCUCCGUACACAAUAUUGCCAAUGGAAUUUGAAUAAAAUUUCAAACAAUUCUAAUUUUUAUUCUGUUUACAUAUGAAGCCAACUUUUAAAGAUACGUUAUUAUGAAUUUUUAUAAUGACCACAUAUGGGCAGAUGUAAAUCGACAUGCAACAGUUGUAGCACGGUUCCAACACUACUUUUCGGUCAAUGUUUGGCUUAGAAUCAUCGAAACUUAUAUAGGAAAAUCUUUUCGUUCUGCAAGGUUGACCAGUCAGACAUGUCAUUUUCAAGAAAAUAAACUUCCAGUUCUUUUGGAGGAUGUAUAUUUAUUAUUAGAAAGUGCAUGUGGCUCAUGCAUGACGGUGGGCUACAUUUUGCAGUGAUUGUACGCUAGUUUAUAAAUAAUGCUUCUCUAGACCAUUAGAUCAGACGAGGAGUUCCGCACCCGUGUCCCCCCAGGUUACCUAAAUAAAAUCUUCUGUAGUUACGUGUGGUGGGGGGGGGGUAUCGAAAAUCGCUCAUUCACACAACCCCGAUAUUGAACCUAAAAGAUCUUCAAAAUCGUAUCAAACAAGGGUGGAAUGUUAUUGGUAACCAGCCUCGUAUAUUUGAACGUAUUCGGCAAUUCGUUAGACGUCUAGCACAUUUUGAACAUAUACUCUGACUAUUUUUCCUUUAUGUGUAACACAUGUUGUUACUUGUAUUAAAAUAAUAAAAUAUUUCUCAUUAACUACAAGAAUUAUCACACAUAUUAUAAGAACGUCUUAUGGAGAGACGAAGCGCCCACUACAAUAUUUUAGAAUACUGAGGAAACACGGAAACAUCUUGUAUAAAUACAAAUUUGUUUUAUAUAUUAGAGGCAAAACUCAUAUUUUUCAUGGAUUCAUUUUUGUUUGUGAAAUACUUCAGUCAAAUUGGAGUUGUUUCAUUAUUGAUAUGCAGCAAUAAAUUCCAGAAUCAGGAUUUUAAUGUUAUUAACAGCAUUCUUGAUAAUGCAACUAAUGGAAAAAAAUGGACGGAAUCAAGGAUUUUUUCUAAAGCUAUCGGGAGAAUAUAAUCUAGGUACACAGGUAGAACUUUUUUAAUACGUAUAUUUUCUUAUUUUUUGAGUUAUUAUUUUCCUUUGUAUCUUGAAUAUGCUCUUUAUUUUAUUUUGAGGGGGAGUUUAAAAUUCUAAGAACCAACUGGCAAGAUCAGUACUAAUAACUUAAGCGGUAACUAUACGAGAGACGUUUGAUAUUCCUUAAAAUGAUCUAUCAAACAUACAUCACAUAAAAGCUUAUGAAUUCGAAAUAUUCACAUUUAACUUAAUUUAUCAAAUAAUCAAAAUACUUUGCUUAUGUAACUGACAUGGAAAUUACUAAGUGGAAAGCAAUGUACUCAUUGUGAUUGGUGCAAAAUGUGUUAUUUUUCCGUUUUUUGGAGAAAUGGUAAUAACUAAUAUCUAAAUACUCAGAUUAAUGAUUGAAUAUCUUGCCCCUGUAGUUAAAUCUAUAGCAACGAAUAUACUUGUUGUACUUUUCAAUAAUAUAAUAAUUUAUAGAAAAGAUAUCAUUUUAAUAAUAGCUAUAGAAUUUAUCAUCGCUCCAAUCUCUAUUGAGCUCAGCCUCUUGUGGAUAAAGAACUAGGCUACACUUGAAUAGAUGGAAAAAACGGAGUAUCCCUGUCGAAACAAGUGAGAUAGUGAACAAAUUGAAUUUUAAUAUUCCAGCUGUAACAUUGUGUAUACAUAAACAUAAAAUAGAUGUCGAAACAAUUUUUUGAAUUAUGAAAAUAAAUCUUCAUGGGAUAUUACGCAAAAAACUACCAUGAUAGGGAUCGAUUUUUUCUCAAAUGUAUUUUAAUGUAUCUGGUAACAUACUGAAGUAUUCGAAAAAUUGUUAGAAACUUGCAGGUGUCUAAAUAAAGUGGAAUAUUUUAAGUUUUCGCUAUAUUUGAAUAAUUCGACAACCUCGACUUUGUUUGCACUAUAACCUCCAUUAUCUGACCAACAAAUUAACGUGUUAUUUAGAAGGACAGUUCGUCAGAAUACGCAUCCAAUUUAACUGUGGACAUAUCAAUCGGUUUCUCUAAAACUAUUUUCAAUUUUGAGAUCAUCAGUUGUUGAAUUGUUUCUCAAGAGAAAAAAUAUCUAUGUGUUUAUGGGAAAACUUCCUAUUACGACUUUUCUAGUAUUUCCACCGUGAUUCUUGCACCAUCUGGUCGUGCGCUAUCGUGAUAAAUAUUUUCUUUUUUUCUCAAAGCUCAGUCCUCCUUUUCCAAUUCUGUGAAUACUUCACUUGUGAUGGUUGGUAGAUGUUAAUAAAUAAUUCCUCCUCCAACUCAUAUUUGAUUUCUGCUAACAAUAUGCCACCAGCAGAUUUGAUUGAUGAAGAGAGAACUGCAGAUUGCGUUAAUUUAUAUGGAGCCCACUUCACAAACUUUGGAAUAUUACCAAGAGACCGUAAUUGAUUGCAAGUAAUUUUUGGUAAACAAUGAAGUUGUUGCAAGCUUUUGUUGCGUUAUAUGUGGAUUUAUAACCAAUUUAAGGGAACAAUAAAAAACGUAUAUAUGGAGAAAUAUUUGAUAGUCUCUAACGUGUUUAACUUUUUAUAACAUGUUAUAACGUGCUAUGUACAUUUGAUACAUUUCCAAUUUUGUAUUGAUAAAUCAAUGAAAUUCAUAAGCUCGAAAUGAUGGUUAUAUUAAUAAAUCGUCGUCGAGCGGUAUAUUCUGAACAGGAAUUUCAACUGUUCAUUGAAAGUUUUCUUGAAUAACGCGAGGCAACUACUAAAUAAUGAUAUUGUACUAUAUCUUGUAGUAAGAACAAUAUAUUUCCUGACCACAAUGUAAAUUGUUAGCUGAUGGUGAGAAGUAUUGAAAUACGGCGAUAUGCUUUUGGCACAAAGUAUACUUAUAACUUUUUUCUGAAACCUUAUUAUCUAGAAAAUCAUUUCCUUAAUAAACUCCAGUUGAGUAAUACAUAUCAUAUCCCAAUUAUUUUUGUUACUAAACAAUACUGGGUGGUGGGCAUUUUUUAACCUUCCAUCCUCCUGAGUUUGUCUUUCUCCUGUUUUUAAUUCAUCUUUGACUAUCCUGAUCAUAAAAGCGUUGGUACGUCUUUUUACGACAAUGUCCCGUGGAACUAAGUCUAUAAUAACUUCCAUAGGUUCUGUUGGAUAAUUUAUCAAUGUUCAUGUAAUACAAAUAUAUGCUACAUAUAUGUUUUAACCAUGUUUUCACUGGAUAAAUCCUAGGAUCUAGAUCAUUUCUUGUCAUUACGAAAUGUGAAUAUUUUAUUAAGGUGCUAUAGGACUAUUGCUUUGAAAUUAUUGUUAGUAAGUACUACGAUCUAUUUCGUUGAUUUAUGUCACGCAUUAUAAAACUCAUAUACUCUGUUCAUACUUCGUAUCGACUCCAAUUAGUUAUUUAUUUUAUUAUGGUCUUAAUGGGAAAAUCUAUUCACAAUGUACCAUUCAUGCGUCUACUUAAAAUACAGUGUGAAAGGAGUAAUUUUUUUUAGAUCCAAAUUCACAUCAAAUAGUGACACUAGGAAGUCUUUUAUUUUUCAACUAAGAAAUGUGAAUAUUCUGUGCGUCAAAUGUGGUGAUUUUGAUUAUUACAAUAAUUUUUGUAUCCAUUAUACUUCUGCAAGCAUAGAGAGAGAGAGAGAGAGAGAGAGAGAGAGAGAGAUUUGUGAAAAGCUGGAAAUACGUAAUUCUUGUCACAGACAUUGGAUUGAUUUUCCUGGCAACUUUUUCAAAAUGAACAUUUAAACAUUCCAUUUUGAUGGAUAAGACCCUCAUCAUUAUCGCAAAGUACUGACGAUAAAUUUCUAUUUGAAUUUUGAAACUACAGAUACCUUCAAUAUGCAUACUAGAAAAACUAUAUAUUAUUGUAAAAUAUAGACUCUUGUUAUUAUAUUUUGAUAAGAAUUAUAGUGAAAUUAGCUUGAAAAUAUAUUCCAUCUUCUUGUUUUUCAUUUAAAUAUAAUUUGAAUCGCUUUGUAGGCUUUUGUUUCUUUCACAUAUGCAAAGAAUUUAUAUGUUUAUAAUCUCCCAAUAUGCAAUACAUAGUUAUAAUGAGUUAAUAAAAUAGCAUCUGUAUGAAUAAAAGUUAUUCUUUGAUUUAAAAUUUAUUUCUGGUAGUCUACGACUAAUUUGUAAGAAGACAUAUAAUAUGAUGUUUUGUUGCAGAUUGUUAAAGAAUUUUUUUGUUAUUCAAUCAUUUUAACGGCACUACGACUGUAAAUUCGCCUGAAAAUUUCAACAUAAAGAAAAAGAAAAUUGACUAGUCACAGAAACGUACUUCAAAUCAUUCAAAUAAUGUCUGAUAUCACUUUGAAUUGAAAUUGUACUAAAAUUUUUUCAUAUCAAUAAUUUUGACCAAAAAAUAUAGGGUUCUGUAAUCGAGUUGCUUUGAAUCUAAGUGCCACAAAUUAUUGUCAAACAAACACAUCCUUUUUAAUCGAGAGAAUACGUUGGAAAUUAUCAUAGUCAAAAGGUUAUACCGCUACUAAUUGUACCUUGGAACUGGCACCGAUUCGGAGUAACUCUAAACAAAAUGGGAUUUAUUUCAGGACAAUCCUUGUUUAUUAUAAAUUAUUAAUAAAAUUAUAAGCCCUUUAAAUGUAGCAACUGACAUUAGUUCCAAAUAUUGAUGAUUGUCUUGCUUACAUGUGUCAUACUUGAUAGUCGGAAAAUCUAAUAUACAUAAUAUAAAUAUUGGAAUUUUUUUCAUAAAUUUUAAACGGAAAAGCCCUGGUUUUUCAUUUCAAAUUUUUUCGUUUGUCAAAAAUAAUCAUUCGAAUAAAGAUUGUCCUGAAACUAUAUGUAUCAUAAUUAAGGUUCAAAUUGUGCUUAUAUUUACUAUGUUCAUAUAUUUCUCAAUUAUUUCUAUGUAUGUAACCAUGUUAUUAUCUCUAGAUUAAUAAUAAUUGAAAUGAUUAUUUAGCUUUUUCUGUUCUAUAAUGAUUGAAUUGAGAAUAUUUUUUGAAACACAAAAAAGUAAUACCUAACCUAAUCUAACCAAAGGAUAUUUCUCUAAUAUGCUAAUUCAUUUUCGAAAAUUCUAAAUGUUACCAUCAUAGAUUUUUUAUGGGAACAAUAAAUUCAAAAGUCAAAUUAUAGAAUCAAAUAUAAUGCUGCUCGAAAUCUUAAUGUUAUGGUAACACUAUUUAUUAGCAAUAUUUUGAAGGUAGUUCAUAAAUAAAUAUAUAAUAGUAAAUAUUUCGCAUGAUGGCCCUUAAGUAUGAAGAUAAAUGUGUUUAUCUUUUAAUAUAUUUUGAAGGUUCAAGAAAAAAUCACAAAUUGUAAAUAAUGUUUCAACUUUUGUAAAAUGUGUAAUAAUUUACCAAAGAAACGGCAAUCUUAUUAAGCGCUGUCACGGUGUUUUAAGUCUUGUAUUGUUUAAAAAUGUGAUAGGCCCACACUAGAGGCCCUGUCUUGCCCUUAAACCAAACCUGUCACAUUCUCUUUUACUUAUAAGCAUCAGUUUAUAUUUAGAAAAAUAAAGUCAAUUUAGUAUA